Molecule: messenger RNA, 5362 nt
Organism: Prorocentrum cordatum
Lineage: Eukaryota; Dinophyceae; Prorocentrales; Prorocentraceae
Source: the annotation of a GenBank genome assembly
GCGCAGUUUGUCGGCCCGUGCGGCAGUGGCCAUGGCGCGGCCCGCGCGCUGCGGCGGUGGUGGCAGCAGGCGCAGCAAGACGUACUGGAUGUGCAGCUGCGGAGGUUGGACCGGGGACUGGCGUGCCACGUGCCUCGGCUGCGGCUACUCGGCACCACCGUGGAUGCUGGAUGCUGCUGCCGCCAGGGCUAGGCCCCAGGCGGACAAGGGCGGCUGGGUGGACCAGCCACGGGGGCGCCGUGCCCAGAGGCAGGCCCGCAGUGCGGCUGCGAGCGCGGCAUCCACCGAGUCGCAGACCACGGCGUCGGGCGGCAGCGGGACGCCCAGCGGCGGCGACGCCACGGCGAUCGAGAGGCUGCAGGCAGUGGUCGAGCAGCUGGAGGCGCUGCAGGCUGAGCCGCCCGACGGCGUGGACGGCAGCUUCACCGACGUCGUCGCCAGCCAGCUGGGGGCCAAGCGCGCCGAGCUGGGCGCUGCCCAGCGGGCUGCGGCGGAGCAGAAGGCAUCCCCCCUGCCGCGGUCGACGCUGCUCCGCAAGGAGGCGAACGCCAUCAGCAAGGGAGAGAGGCGGCUCCGCACCGCGCGCCAGAGCCUGCAGCAGAAGCAGGCGGCGCGCGACCUCGCCGAGGCCAGGCUCCAGAAGGUCCAGCAGGAGCUGGCGCAGCUCGGCGCAGAGUUGGAGGAGGCAUCCCGCACCGUCCGCGCCCGCGAAGAGGACGCUAGGGCGGAAGCCGAGGCGCAGCGGCGUCAGCGGGCUGCGGAGUGGGCAGGGUCUAUCGAGGUCCCUGGGCUCCUCGCGCAGCUGGACAAGCUGCCUGAGGCUUGGGGAUCCAGCAACUUCGAGGUGGCAUGGGCAGCCAUUCCGACCCAAGUGGAGGCCGUGCGCACGCUGCUCGCCCAAGCCCUUGCUGCGCCAAGAAGGGCGCCAUGGGCGGACUCAUGCCCCGUGGAGGAGGUCAGCAGCGAGGACAGCACUCACGCUGGAGCGACCGAGCCCUGGCAGCCGCAGAGCGCUGCGGAGCGCGGCCAGGCAGAGCGCCGCGGCGAUGCCCGCGGCGAGUGGCCGAAGGUCGCCCAGGCGUCCAAGCGGGAGCUGGUGGCCGAGGUGCUCGGGGUCAACGGCAACGCGUGGAGAAGGAGCCUGGAGGUCCUCGAGGCCUACAUCGAUCGGCAUGGUGCCAGGCCGCACCUGGUAAUGCUCCAGGAGACUCGCCUGGCGCCGCUCCGCCUGGAGGAGGCCAGGAGCGCGGCGCGCCGCGCGGGGUACGCGGCGUUCCUCCACGCAGCCGCGCCCGCGGACAAGGAGGGCCCGCUCGCGAACUCAGGGGGCGCGGCGACCCUGGUGCGCAGCGACCUGCAGUUCCUGGCGUGCUCGCUGCACCUGCAGGACGCCCUCGGGCCCAGGGGCAUCAACCUCGACAUCUUCGCGGCCUUCGGCGACCUGGUGCUGUCCGAGGGCAUGCCCUGGCUCGCGCAGGGCGACUUCAACAUGGAGCCUGGCGCGCUGCACGAGUUGGGCUGGCCUCGUGUGCAGCGCGGAACGUACUUGGGGCCUGCCGAGUGCACAUGUGUGGCCCAAGGGGCGGAGCAUGUGUACGAUUGGUUCGUGGGCUCCUUCUGCCUUGCCCACGGCGUCAGGGAGGCCUCGGCUCUGGAUGGCUUUGGGCUGCGCCCGCGCAAGCCUGUGAGGCUGCUGCUGCAGGGCGUGGGGCCCGACGCCCUGGUGCAGGUGCUUGUGCGUCCUAGCAGUUUUCCUGAUGUCGACGCUGCCGAGUGCCGUCCGCACGAGGAUGCAGCAGUGCAGGUACACCGCCGCGUGGGGCGCACCCGCUGGCAAGCGGAGCCCUGCAGCUGGACCUGGGAGGUAGGCCCCCAGCCGAGCGACGCCUCCGAGGCCGCUCGGCAGUGGAUCCAAGUCGUCGAGAGCACCUUGGUGGGAACCCACGGCAUCGACGACACCGACCUGCCCAGGUACCUUGGGCGGGCUGCGGGGCCCAAGGUUGCCCUCAAGCCCCUCAGCGCCGUGGUCAAGCGCGAGUACCGCCACCGGCACUCGGCCCUCACCCGCGCCAUCCGCCAGGCCCUCGACGUCGCCCUCCAGAGGCUCACUGCGGACAAGACGAAGCGAUGGCAGCCCGCGCACGAGGCCUGGCACGAGCGGCAGGUCGAGCGGGUCCUCGCCGAUGUGGAGGCUGCCACGGUCGCCGCCUGCGAGGAGGACGAGGUCGAGGCCCUCGAGUUCGACGCCAGUGAGUGGGGCGACCUAGUUAGCCAGGCUGGCCUUCACGGAGACCCAGAGGCGAUUGCAGUGCUGCAGCGGCGCCUCGCAUGUUCCCAGAAGCGAGAUGGGUGCAAGAGCUCGGCCGCCUGGCGAGCAUGGGCCAAGGAAGCAGUGCAGAAGGGUGGCAGGUUGGCCCAUAGGUUCGCCAAGGCGGUGCCGCCCCCACAGGUGGUCGACCCUGACACUGGCAGGCCCUUGGCUGGCAUGCUGGCAGUCGGGCAGCUGGAGGCCAACUGGCAGGCCCUCUGGCAGCAGGGGGGCUUCCAAGCGAGUGCUGGAGCCGGCAGCUGGGGCGUCCGAGGAGCGACCCUGCCUCCCCUCAGCCUGGAGUUGCUGCAGGCUGUCUGCAGGCGCUACUCGCCUACGGCAGGCCUGGGGGCAGACCAGCUCCACCCGCGGCAGCUGCUGCUGCUCCCAGUGGCCCUGCAGCGGCGGUGCCUGGACCUCCUGGAGGCAUGCGAGGAGCGCCCCCAGGCCCUGGGCGGCCAGUUCUACGAGAACUUGCGCCAUGACGUCCUGUGGCAGUGCGGGAUCGAGCACGGCUUCAACCUGAAGUUGCUGCGCGGCUUCCUCGUGCUCUACCAGAGCCCGCGGUUCCUUUGUUUCGUGGGCAUGGCCACCGAGUCCUCCACCACCAGCGGGACGGUCCUCGCAGGGUGUGCGUGCGCUACCGCGGUGGCCAAGCUGCCCGUGCUUGCUGCCUUGCGCGCGGCCUCGGCGGGAGGCAGGCCGCCGGCGGCGGCGCGCAACGUCGUCGACGAUAUCGCGCUGCAGGCCGUCGGCGCGGAGCGUCUGGUCGCUGCGCAGCUGGGCGCGGCUGGGCUGGAAGUGGCGUGCAUCCUCCGUAGCCAGCACCUGCCCAUCAGUGCCGCCAAGACGACCUUCCUCGCCUCGAGCCCCAGCCUGGGGCCCCAGCUGGGUGAGUUCUGGAAGUCGCAGGGCUGGACCUCCCGUAAGACCUUGCAGGCCAGGAGCCUCGGCACGGACGCCACCAUCACGAGGAGGGGUGUGCAUGAGGGCCGUGUCCGUGCUGCUGGGGCGCUUCGCCGCGCGCGCAGGCUGGGCCGCUUGCGAGCUGCGGGCGUGGGGGUUGACCUCAUCCACAAGGCUGGGCCCGCAGCCAGCAUGGCGUGGGGGCGCGCGGUCACGGGCGUCGCGGACGGUGAGCUGCGCAGCUGGAGGCUCGCAGCGUGCCGCAGUGCAGGGGCGCUCCCCAUGGGCGCCGCGCUUGGGCUCCGCAUGCGAUGCGCCGAGCUCAGGAGUUGGCGCGACCUGGGCCCCGCAGCCCUCACGGCGGGCCAUGCGGUCCAGAUGCUUGCGAGCCUCCUGCAGUCUGCCGAGCUGCCGCACAGGAUGAUGGCGCGGGGGCUCGAGGCGGCGGCAGCCAGGCACGCAGCUGCCGACACGCCGUGGAAGCACUGCGCCUCCCCCAUCGACGCGGCGGCGCUGACCCUCGCCCGGAUCGGCUGGCACUUCAAGUCCGAGCGCUACCUCGUCACGGCCGCCAGGCGUGCCUCCGAUCGCCGCGAGAUGCGGAAGCUCAGCCACGGCCCCCUCCUGCAGCGGCCCCUGCACUGGGACGCCAUCGGGCGGCUGCUCGGGCCCGACAGCGAGCGGAGCGUGAGGGGGCAGAAUGCGCCGGGGGCCUACGUCUCCAACACGCACUGGACGCAGGGUCGCCGCACUGACGCCAUGUGGGCGCAGUGGGUCAGCAGGCCAGCCGACGAGAAGCUCAACGGCAAGCUGUAUUUGGACGGCUCUGCCCUCGAGCCGCAGUUCAGUGCCCUCCGCCGCGCGGGGUGGGCCAUUGCACAGUGCGACGAUGGCGGCAACUUGGUCGCAGGGGCCUACGGCACCGUCAGGCGAGACCUCUGCCCGCAGCAGACGGCCAAGGACGGCGAGGACUUCGCCGCGUGGAUGCUCGCCACCUUUGCUGGGCCAGCAGUCGAGGAAGUCAACGUCGACUGCAGCUCCACCGUGACCUGCCUGCGCAGGGGGCGUGCAUACGCGACCAAGCCCAGCAGGGCCAACGCCCAUCUGUGGGGCAGGAUCCUGGCAUGCCUCGUGCCAGGGACCUUUGCUGCGAGGAAGGUGCCAGCCCACUGCUCAAGACAGGCGGUGCUCGACGGGCUCGUGACGGAGGCCCAGCGGCGCGGCAGCGAGCAUGCCGACCGCCUUGCCAAGAUGGGGGCCCUGAUGCACGCAGUGGACAGGCAGACGGUCGGCGAGCACCGCGCGCUGGCGGAGAUCGUGCUGGAGCUCGGGCGCUGGAUCAGUCGGGCAGCCAUCCUCUGGCAGGACAUCGCGGCCAAGGACUGUGAGGGGCUGCCGCCUGCGGCUGAGCGACGCCAGGUUCGCUUCGCCGCUGCGGAGGCGUCGCAGGCAGCAGAGGAGGCCGCUAGCCUUGCGCCGAGCGCCAAGCGGCCGCGCCUGGAGAGCGCCCGCUCGGCUAGCAGCAGCACUGCCGCCCUCUCGGCCAGCGCUGCAGCCUUCAGCAUCCUGGGACAUGCCCUCGCCGACGCCUGCUCGGGAGAGGGGGGCGGGACCCAGGAGCUCGUGGCGUGCACCAAGUGCGGCGCCUACAUGACGCAGGGAAGUCGCAGUCGCUCUGGCGUAAGGCCUCGCCUCAAGGGGCAUUGCCCAGGCGGCAAGGCCGACAAGGGUGGCAGGGACCAGCGCAGCCUGUGGCUUCGGGGACUCCAUCCUGGUGGCAGGAGGCAAGAAGGACCCCGAACUGCCCGGCACAGAGUGAAAGGAGAAGGCAUCCCUGCUCUGCGAUCGCAGGGGCCGCUGCCAGAGCAUGCGCAGGGGCAGUACCUGGAGUGGCUCGGCAUUGUGGCGGAGCCAGAGAUCGGCCCCUCGGCUGCUGCGAGCUCGGCAGGCAGCGCCUCCGCGGCGGCCGCGGCGCCCGCUGAGGUGCGGGGCCCUGCGUUGGCGCCCGCGGUCGCGCCCGCGGCGGCCGCCGACGCCAGCCUGCCUCUGCGGCGGCCAGCCGCAGCGAGGGCGGCCCUCCUUGGGGCCUCCGGUGUCGCGGAGGAUGAGCUCGCCGCCGCGGCCAUGUCAGCGGUCGGUGCCCUGGAG